UGACUGCAAAUAGGUACAUUUUUAUGUUAAAGACAAUGUUAUUACCAUGUGCUAGGAGAUGAGGAUACUGAUUAUGUGGCAAGCAGAGUUACAAAUAUGUCAGAGAGGGCUGCAUUAUGGUGUCAUUCUGGGGUCAGUGUGGGGACUGGACCUUCCAGAUAGAGCUAGUCCAGAGUCGUACCAGACCAUCCUGAAUCCUCUGGACUGUUUCCCCUAUGUAUUUCCCUGGAAGCUUCAGGCAGUGCCUCAUAAGCCAAUGGAAUCUGUUGCUAAUAGCCACAGCAUAUCCCUUGCAUAAUAUGACCUCUAGAUUACUGGGCCUUAAUUACUUCCCAGCUCUUCUACGCUUUGGUUUAGAAAAAUGAAGUAGUGACUUACGGGUGAAGAAAGUAUUCAAGCAGUUGACAUUUAUUUCAGUCAAGAGACAGUUCAGUGGGGGAUACAAACAAGUAACUUAGUUACAAUAUAAUAGUUAUGAUGAGAGGAAGUACUGGAUGCUAAACAAUUAUAUGAGACAGCUCAGGCUGGGGGUGUCAAUGAAAGCCUCUUGGAGGAAGUAGCCUGAUAAGUUAACUUUCUGCAUGCCAGGGGAUGUAUGUUGUGUUCACAGCGAAGGUACUCCCUUCAGCCUGUCCCAGAAAAGAGGAUUCCAAACCGGUACUUAGGCCAGCCCAGCCCGUUUACACACCCACACCUCCUCAGACCGGGGGAGGUAACUCCAGGACUAUCUCAGGUGGAAUAUGCACUUCGCAGACACAAACUAAUGUCUGUGAUCCAGAAGGAAGCUCAAGGGCAGAGUGGGACAGACCAGACAGUGGUUGUGCUCUCCAACCCUACAUACUACAUGAGCAACGACAUUCCCUAUACUUUCCACCAAGACAACAAUUUCCUGUACCUGUGUGGAUUCCAAGAGCCUGAUAGCAUUCUUGUCCUUCAGAGCCUCCCUGGCAAACAAUUACCAUCACACAAAGCCAUACUUUUUGUGCCUCGUCGAGAUCCCAGUCGAGAACUUUGGGAUGGUCCGCGAUCUGGCACUGAUGGAGCAAUAGCUCUAACUGGAGUAGAUGAAGCCUAUACGCUAGAAGAAUUUCAACAUCUUCUACCAAAAAUGAAAGCUGAGACGAACAUGGUUUGGUAUGACUGGAUGAGGCCCUCACAUGCACAGCUUCACUCUGACUAUAUGCAGCCCCUGACUGAAGCCAAAGCCAAGAGCAAGAACAAGGUUCGGGGUGUUCAGCAGCUGAUACAGCGCCUCCGGCUGAUCAAAUCUCCUGCAGAAAUUGAACGAAUGCAGAUUGCUGGGAAGCUGACAUCACAGGCUUUCAUAGAAACCAUGUUCGCCAGUAAAGCCCCUGUGGAAGAAGCCUUUCUUUAUGCUAAGUUUGAAUUUGAAUGCCGGGCUCGUGGCGCAGACAUCUUAGCCUAUCCACCUGUGGUGGCUGGUGGUAAUCGGUCAAACACUUUGCACUAUGUGAAAAAUAAUCAACUCAUCAAGGAUGGAGAAAUGGUGCUUCUGGAUGGAGGUUGUGAGUCUUCUUGCUAUGUGAGUGACAUCACACGUACGUGGCCAGUCAAUGGCAGGUUCACUGCACCUCAGGCAGAACUCUAUGAAGCCGUUCUAGAGAUCCAGAGAGAUUGUUUGGCCCUCUGCUUCCCUGGGACAAGCUUGGAGAACAUCUACAGUAUGAUGCUGACCCUGAUAGGACAGAAGCUUAAAGACUUGGGGAUCAUGAAGAACAUUAAGGAAAAUAAUGCCUUCAAGGCUGCUCGAAAAUACUGCCCUCAUCAUGUUGGCCACUACCUCGGAAUGGAUGUCCAUGACACUCCAGAUAUGCCCCGUUCCCUCCCUCUGCAGCCUGGGAUGGUAAUCACAAUUGAGCCAGGCAUUUAUAUUCCAGAGGAUGACAAAGAUGCCCCAGAGAAGUUUCGGGGUCUUGGUGUACGAAUUGAGGAUGAUGUAGUGGUGACUCAGGACUCACCUCUCAUCCUUUCUGCAGACUGUCCCAAAGAGAUGAAUGACAUUGAACAGAUAUGCAGCCGGGCUUCUUGACCUUCACUGGGGCCCACAUGCACCUCAGGUUCAAGAUGGGUGUCUUCUGGCAGCCCUGCACAUGUGCUUUCUGAGUGUCUCUGUGUGUGCAUUAAUAUAUGCAUUCCAUUUGGGAGCAUAGCAGCUGUGUGAAUGUAUGUAAUCGUGUGUGGGGGGUUUUUUGUUUUAAGUAGUUAGAAGUCUGGAAAAAUGAAUUUUGGAAUUCUAUAGAAAAAAUGAAUUUUUUCUAUAGAAUUAAUGACCAGAGCAAGUUUAAUUUUUAAACAUAAAGGUCUUGGUUACAUAUGUCCAUGCAUUCCAGUUAACACAUUUAAACAUAUAGAAAAUUCACUUCUUCUUUUCAAGUCCUUCCCUUUCUAUACUUUUGCUGAGAUCCACCCAAUAUCAUAAGAAGUUUCUGUGAUGCCUGUAUUUUUAGCUAAUUACCAAGGUCUCUGCCUAUGCGAAAAUUCAUCUGUCGGUGAUUGUGGGUGGCCAAUACAUACCUUAUGUAACUCCUCCCUACCUAUUCUAGAUCCUGCAUAUCUACUGGAGCCAUAUGAGCCCUCAGGGACACUGGUGUCCUGCAGUCUUAUUAGUCAGCCACAGUCCAGGUUCCAGCAACACUAGCUACCUACCAAACAAAACACUUUUGAGCUUUUCUUGCCAUUUGCCUGGGACCUGGAAAGUGUUUAGAUUCUUGAUAAAGAAGGAAAUGGAAGAGAAAGAAAAUUAUGUAUGUAUAUACUAAAGAUCCAGACAUCAGGGCUGGGCACAGUGGAUCUGCCUGUAAUCCCAGCACUUUGGGAGGUCGAGACAGGUGGAUCUCUUGAGACCAAGAGGUCAAAACCAGCCUGGCCAACGUGGUGAAACACUGUCUCUACUAAAAAUACAAAAAUGAGCUGGGUGUGGUGAUACAUGCCUGUAAUUCUGGCUACUUGGGAGGCUGAGGCAUGAGAAUUGCUUGAACCUGGGAGGUGGAGGUUGCAGUGAGCUGAGCUCAUGCGACUGCACUCCAGCCUGGAUGACUGAGCAAGACUCUGCCUCAAAAAAAAAAAAAAAAUCCGGACAUCCUGCCAUCUUUUCUCUUCAAUUUAAAGAUGAUUUCUUAAUGAUGGCUUCAAAAAUUAAUAAAAAGAAAAGAAAAAAAAUGAUUUCUUUCCCAGACAUCCCUGCUCCCUCUAUAGAUUCUUAAUGCCCUGACCCUCACAGGUUACCCUUGUAGUUGUUGUGCUGCGCAGAAGCAGAUCCUCUACUUACAUACCCUGUCAGAGUCCCAGUAGUGGCACCCAGUUUUCAGAGAAGUACCCCUGUUAUCAUUCUGUGAUUUCCUCUAGUGCUAAUAGAAACAAAAUACGGAAUCUACCAAGUACCUGUAAAUAUCCUAUGAUUCUUAUCUUUCUUUGAUACUAGCAUUGGGAGUGCAGUGGUAAAGAGUCGUAUUUCUUUUUUAUUUUUUUUGGAAACAGAGUCUCGCUCUGUCGCCUGGGCUGGAGUGCAGUGGUGUAAUCUCGGCUCACUACAACCUCCACCACCUGGGUUCAGGCAAGUCUCCUGCCUCAGCCUCCUGAGUAACUGGGACUACAGGUGCAUGCCGCCAUGCCCAGCUAAUUUUUUGUAUUUUAAUUUUUUGUAUUUUAGUAGAGACAGGGUUUCACCCUGUUGCCCAGGCUGGUCUCAAACUCCUGAGGUUAGGCAAUCCGCCCACCUCAGCCUCCCAAAGUGCUAAGAUUACAGGCAUGAGCCACCACGCCCGGUUUAAGAGUCAUAUUUCUUUAAACACAAACAUUGGAUACAAUUAUACAGCAACUCAGUUUGCAAGGUGAACAGGGCUAGAUUACCACAGAUAGCUUAUUUAGGAGCUUCUGUGAUAGAGGGAAGCUUUAAGAACCAGUGUGUUCACCUCCUUUAAACCUGGAUAUGAGCUCAAGAUGUAUAAAACAUGCCAAUUGUUAGAACACAACUUUGAGGGUUUCUUAAAAAAACAAUUUGUAUUAGGGAAGCACAAGCUAGGGGAUUAACAAUCUCUGCAAUGCUGGAAGUUUGCCUAUCUUAUCAGGGAAACCCAGGGUACAGAGUGAAAAGCAGACAGGCAGUGACUUCCUCAAGAGACAGAUAAUGUGAAAACAAAAGUGAUACAAAUUAUAUCCUGACAGUGCUAGCCUAGGAAUGCCUGGCUUUGCGCACCUUAUCUAAGCAGCUCUCGGAAUGAAGGCUGCACAGCUGGAGUCUCCAUCGCCCCUACUCACCCUCCCACCUCCAAAUAUCCACACCCACACCCUGUUCAGCUUUGUUAAUAAUACAAAGAUCACAAAUGUGAAGCACAAAUGCUGCUUCUCCCCCUCCUGUUCCCAUGUCAGAGAUGGAGAAGAAAGCACAGUGAGCUGUUCACCAGUCCAGCGGUGACCUCGGAGUCCUUUGUAACAGUGUUUCCAAUAACUGCUGCCAAUAAAACAGAACCUAUCUGCUGUCCCUCAACUAGUGUCUGAUAGCUGAGAAUGUAAUUCGUUUGUGUGUCUAUUAGAAAAUUAGGCAGCCCCCACAGAGAGUAGCAGCAUAAAGGAACCUGCUUAGAAGAGGUUUUUAUGGUGUGAUUGUGUUUUUUUUUUUUUUUAAUUUUUGUUUCCUGAAGUAGAAUCCAUAGCUCAAAAGUUUUAAGCCUGAGAAAAUAUAACUUGAGGUGUUUUUUAUGCUCCUAAUGAAAAGAUGAAUGAAUGCAUCAUUAAACCUUAACAGUAGAGCAGAAUUUCACUGUUACAAACCGCAUGGGUUCUCCUGGUUGUGCUGCUGUUCUCUACUUGUGUGUCACUGAGUUUGAGCAUCAUUAUUGUUUGAAUCAGAGGACCCACUGGAAUCAAGCCUUCUUGGAGUUGCUGCGCAAGAAUCUGAGAAAACUUCAAUCUUUACUAGCAUUUCUUAAUGCUUUCCAUAACUUUUGUGCAAUUAUGUAAGUUCAAUUUAGACAAAAUGCUGUUACUUUUUAAGGCAUUACUAAUAACUGAAAAUAGUUACAUCAUUGCCCAUCAAGGGAAAAGCAUUUGUAACUGUCAUUUAAAAAAAAAUAAAACUAUAAAACAGUAUA
This is a messenger RNA of Symphalangus syndactylus (siamang), 5111 nucleotides long. RefSeq names its product X-prolyl aminopeptidase 3 (gene XPNPEP3). Gene Ontology annotation, biological process: proteolysis. Gene Ontology annotation, molecular function: manganese ion binding; metalloaminopeptidase activity. The record is from RefSeq and is a predicted model, not a curated record. Lineage: Eukaryota; Metazoa; Chordata; Mammalia; Primates; Hylobatidae. Gene Ontology annotation, cellular component: mitochondrion.